AAAACAUACACAUUCCUAGUUCACUAUAACUAAGAAGUAAGAAACAUAUAGAUACAUAAUAAACAUGGCAACUCCAAUUCCCGAACCCGUUUCUUAUGACUCGACCCGGAUUAAACCGCUCCAAGAUCGAGUCGCAAUCGUCACCGGCUCUUCUCGCGGAAUCGGCCGAGAAAUCGCGAUUCAUCUCGCCUCACUCGGCGCCCUAGUCGUCGUCAACUACACCUCCAGCUCGUCCCAAGCCGACUCAGUCGUCGCUCAGAUCAACUCCGCCGCCGAUUCUCCGCCGCGAGCGGUCGCAGUCAAAGCCGACAUCUCAAACCCUGACGACGUCAAAUCGCUCUUUGAUUCCGCAGAGCGAGCCUUCAACUCGGAGGUCCAAAUACUGGUGAAUUCCGCAGGUAUCCUCGACGGAACAUACCCGACGGUGGCGAACACCGACGUGGAGACCUUCGACAAGAUCUUCGCGGUGAACACCCGGGGCGCAUUCCUGUGCUGUAGAGAGGCAACGAACAGAGUGAAGCGCGGCGGCGGAGGGAGGAUCGUCCUGCUGACGACGUCGUUGGUGAAGGCGCUGCGGGCGGGGUACGCGACGUAUACGGCAUCGAAGGCGGCGGUGGAAGCGAUGGUUAAGAUCGUUGCGAAGGAGCUGAAGGGGACGGGAAUAACGGCAAACUGCGUGGCGCCAGGGCCGAUAGCGACGGAGAUGUUCUAUGAGGGGAAGUCGGAGGAGCUUGUGGAGAAACUAAAGAAUGAUAUUCCGUUUGGGCGUUUAGGGGAACCGAAUGACGUGGCGAAUUUGGUUGGUUUCUUGGUUAGUGAUGGUGGCGAGUGGGUCAACGGCCAAGUGAUUCGUGUCAAUGGUGGCUUUGUCUAGUUAAACACUUGCUAGUUUCUUGGUACAGGGGUCUGCUGUAUGCAAGAUCCAGGACUUCAAGCAUAUUUUAUCCAAUUCAGAUUUGUUAGUUUUGUCCA
Arachis stenosperma is the source of this 972-nucleotide messenger RNA. Its product is annotated as NADPH-dependent aldehyde reductase-like protein, chloroplastic. The record is from RefSeq and is a predicted model, not a curated record. The transcript has a single exon. The coding region runs from base 65 to 874 and encodes 269 amino acids. Lineage: Eukaryota; Viridiplantae; Streptophyta; Magnoliopsida; Fabales; Fabaceae.